GAUGAACCUCUGGCAAUUAUCUCCCUGGACAAUGCCGCCAAGACCCAAAGAAACACCUUUGCCAUGAGUCAAGGAAACGGAGAUCCCAAAAUGUCUUCAUCCAUUCCCAACCCCCCGAUCGGCACUCGGUCUCGUCGUCCCAACGGCGCGCUUGAAGACUUCCUGGACAACAAUCCGGAUCUCGAGCUGGGAGGCUCCAAAGGCUUCAUCACCGAGCGUGCUCACCACCAGAAAAUCUUUGGUAUUCACAAUCUGAAGAAGGGCGUAAAUGUCAUCGGCAGUGUCGAGUUUACGGCGAUCCGGGGCCCGCACGGCACGAUUCCCAUCCGGAUUCUGUAUCCCGAGUCAGCCGAAGACUGGAGAGACAGAGGCGAGGCAGGUGCACUAAUCUAUUGCCAUGGGGGUGGAUACACCGUAGGAAGCGUGGAUGAGUUCGAAAAUGGUUUAAGGCUGGUGGCAGAGAGGUCUGGCUGCCAGGUCUAUUGUUUCGACUAUCGCCCUGCCCCCGAGUUUCGAUAUCCUGUUCAACUGGAUGAGUAUGACGCUGUGAUCGACUGGGUUCAGAGCGAGGAGGGCAGGAAUCGAGGCGUGCGUGCCGAUCGUGUUGCUGGCGGCGGUGACUCGUCUGGAGGCAACCUGACUGCUGCAGUUUGUUUACGGCGCCGAGACAAGGGCAAGAAGCCCCUCUGUGCCCAGAUUCUGGUCUACCCGACGGCUCGCCUUCCAUUUGACACCCUGGCAGCAAAGGAGAAUAGCUCGGGCUAUUACUUGCACACCAAUGGUAUCUUCAGCUUUGCGGCGCACUAUAUGCCAAGACCAUCAAAGGCGAAUGGUGAGCUGCUUUGUGAUUUCAGUGUAUUCCCGACUUUGAUGUCAGCUGACACAACGCAGGUCCUUCACCACUGGAUGCAUACAUAUCUCCCGGCUACCAACCUGCAAAAGAUUUGGCAAACCAGCCCAAGGCGGCUCAAACUGAAGGAAGCAGGUGUCGAUGUCAAGUGGGUUCAUCAUGAAGACCUAAUUCACGGGUGGCUUCAAAUGACGCCGUGGUGUCACGCUGCUGGUGAUGCAACUCGAGAACUGGGGAAGCUUGUGGGAGCGAUCGUUUACGGCUAUGAAAAGGAAUGA
Podospora anserina S mat+ is the source of this 1128-nucleotide messenger RNA. RefSeq lists its product as uncharacterized. The record is from RefSeq and is a predicted model, not a curated record. Gene Ontology annotation, molecular function: hydrolase activity. NCBI's taxonomy places the organism in Eukaryota, Fungi, Ascomycota, Sordariomycetes, Sordariales, Podosporaceae. The annotation marks the transcript as partial. The transcript has 2 exons.